CCGCCAGGGUCACUCUCAAACAUGUUCAGCGUGGAGACUUUUGAGGGCCAGAUAUGUGCCGUAAUGGAGACUCUGGUGGAAGCGGUGGUGGCGGAGCUCAGCAGACUUCUGGAGGGGUACUGGGCUAACGUAAUGGCCGCCACCCAGCACCGCUCUGCUCCGGCCGCAGCGACGGCCGUGAAGAACGAAGACGAGGAGAGCGAAGUGACUCCACCGGAGCGGAGCCAGCAGUUUAAUAAAGCUAUAAUGAACCAGUUCGCAGCCCUCAUGGAAGCGUGGACCAAAGAUGCGGUGGAGAAAAUAUCGAUGAUGUUGAAAGUGUCCUUGCCUGAAGCUGAGGAUGGUCCCGCUGCGGAGCAGAGAGCAGGGCUGAAUGACGAGAUGAGACAGACAAGCGUGAAGCCGAAAGCGGGGCCAGGGGCCAGGCCCAAAAGGCAGUCCGCAGCCAGAGGCUCUCGUCUGAGAAAGAAAAUCGAGGGAGGACUUAAGCCAGCAGUAAGAAAGGAGAAUGACCAUGUGUAUUACCAAGAGGAGCAACAGACUGAAGAACCAACAGCAGCAGCAGCUGACUCAGAAUCAGUGAUCGAACCUGCUGAUGUAGCCACACAUAAAGAGAGGAACUCCCAAUCGCUGUCUGAACCUGAAGCCUCGUUCACAGACCCCACCUCAGAGCCGGCCCCUGAGCUGGCCUCCGAUGUCGUUGAGGAGGAUGGCAUCCAGCAGGAUAAGGACACUUCAACUACCACAUCCAAGAUCAAAAAGAAGACGACCACAGGUGCAUUCAAAUGUUCGUCCUGUGACAAAACAUUUGCUCUGAAGUGUUUGAUGGACAGACACUACCUGACUCACUCCAAGCCUCACCUUUGCUCUGAGUGUGGCAAACGUUUUGCCGGACUGCGGGGGCUCACCGCGCAUUCGAGACGUCACACCGGAGAGAAGCUUUACAAAUGCUCAGAGUGCGGGACAGAGUUUGCUUACAAGUCUACCUUCGAGAGACACAUGCGUCAGCACAGCCUGAAGAAACCGAACACCCACAUGUGCACGCUGUGUGAGAAUCAUUUCACCGGGGCAUUGGCGCUUCAGCGGCACAGGUGUUGUGCCCUGAAAAAAACAUUUGUCUGCUCUCUUUGUCCAGAGACAUUUGAGUGCAGAAAGAGUUUGGCUGAUCACGAGAAUCUACAUUCAGGAGACAGAGACUUUGUCUGUGAAGUGUGCGGUGAGAGUUUCUUCUCGUCCUCCUCCUUGGCAACUCACCGGGUGACUCACAUACAAAAGGAAUACUGCUGCGACGUGCUCGGCCUUGGAUGCAGCGACAUGAGUGUCCUCAGAAAUCACCUGAGCAAACACACCGGAGAAAAACUUUUCACCUGCGAGGUUUGCGGCAAAGGUUGCAGUCACCAGAGUGCUCUGAAACACCACAUGCUGACCCACACGGGGGAGAGGCCGUACGUCUGCGAGACCUGUGGCAAACGCUGUGGCCACGCCAGCGCGCUUCAGAACCACAUGAGGAUCCACACAGGGAGGAAACCGGGGCAACAGCCGGUCUGCAGCGUGUGCGGGAAAAAAUUCCGCUGCAUGGUCAACCUCAAAUAUCACAUGAGCAUCCACACAGGGGAGAAGCCUUAUUCCUGCGAUCAGUGUGAUAAAAAGUUCAGCAACCCCAGCAAUCUAAAGUUACACAUGAUGAUUCACUCAGGGGAGAAGAUGUAUGGCUGCAACAUCUGCGGCAGGAGGUUCACUCAGUCCAGCAGCCUCAAGUUGCACAGACGGAUCCACACGGGAGAAAGGCCGUAUCACUGCAUGGUCUGUGGGAAAGGAUUCGUACACAGCGGCGACUUCAAGAAACAUCAGAGGGGUCACCUGCCAGAGGAACCAGGCGACGGACAGUCUGAAAAAACUGCAGCAAAAACCUAAACGGUCACUUAUUGUGCUUAGCAUUGAUAUAGAUUGUUUUUUUUUUUUUUUUUUUUGCAUACACUGGAUUUAGGGCUGGGCAAUGUGACGAUAAAUACUGUGAGACAAUAGAAAUUUGUCGACUCUCAAAGAUUUAUAAUCCUGUUCAUACAGAGGUGUCUCUCACUAGUUGUCAUGCAUUGCAAAACAAUCAGCAGGACUGUUUUAUGGCAGUAUAAUUUGCUGGAGUUCAAAUGGGAUUAUUAAUGGUUAUUUUGUUUCUCAGUUUUCUAUGGGUAAAAAUUUCCAUGGGUAAAAUUACAUACACUACAUGGUCAAAAUUGUGUGAUGAAAUUGUAAUGUUUAACAUGUCACUUGAUAAUCAUGGGUAUUAAUCCGCUGCUAUAAAAGCCUCCUCUUCUGGUUUCAUUCCACCAGAGGUUGAACCUGGCUGCAGGGAUUUGAUCCCAUUCAGCCAGAAAAAUAUUAGUGAGUCCAGCACUGAUAUUGGGUGAUUAAGGUCUGGAUCUCAGUCAGCAUUCCAGUUCAUCCCAAGGUGUUGGAUGGGGUCGAGAUCAGGGUUCUGUGCAGGUCAAGUUCUUUCACGCCAAACCGGGAAAACCAUUUCUUUAUGGACCUGGCUUUGCACACAGCUACAUUGUCAUAUUGAAACAGGAAAGAUCCUUUCUCAAAGUUUUGCCACAAAGUUGGAAGCACACUAUUGUAUAAGAUGACAAAUGAUAAUAUCUUGACGAUUAACCAAUGAGUUAAUGACUAAAAUAUUAAUAAGGUAAGCACUUGGUUCACAGUGACUUCUCAAAAGUUUGACAUAAAAAGUUCUUAAAAUUGA
Xiphias gladius (swordfish) is the source of this 2743-nucleotide messenger RNA. Its product is annotated as zinc finger protein 436-like. Gene Ontology annotation, molecular function: RNA polymerase II cis-regulatory region sequence-specific DNA binding; DNA-binding transcription factor activity, RNA polymerase II-specific. Gene Ontology annotation, biological process: regulation of DNA-templated transcription. Bases 22 to 1914 code for a protein of 630 amino acids. NCBI's taxonomy places the organism in Eukaryota, Metazoa, Chordata, Actinopteri, Istiophoriformes, Xiphiidae. The transcript is spliced from 5 exons. The record is from RefSeq and is a predicted model, not a curated record.